Messenger RNA from Lactuca saligna, 516 nucleotides. Lineage: Eukaryota; Viridiplantae; Streptophyta; Magnoliopsida; Asterales; Asteraceae. The record is from the annotation of a GenBank genome assembly.
AUGGUGGUCGUCUUCUCCGUAUUCCGGCCAACUAACACCCCUGAAACAUCCACACACACACAUUCCUCAAUUGCACAAGGACCCAACCACCCUUCGGUGGCGGUUGGCUACGACAACAACCCGGAGAGGCGGCAGCGACGGCUUGACAGCGACAUCUUGCGGCGACGUGUCGCGACUGAUGACAAGACUAAAGAGGAGGCGAAAAGGUGGCGGCAGGCACAACCCUUGACGGAAGGAACUAGCAGCGAGGUGGCGACGACAACAAAACCCUCCGCUGAUGAUAACAUUGGUGGCAGGACGGAGAGAAGACGCAUGCUUGCAUCCUUGUCGGCAACUGGGGUAGCAACAGUGCUAGGAGGUCGUCGGCACACUUCGGCAGCAAUGUCGUUAGCUGGGAAAGGAAUUCACACCAACUUCGACGUCGGUCUUCUGCUUCCUCGGUUUACCAGUGGUGACUUGUGGUGGCGUUGGUGUAACAUCCCAAAAAUACGGGCCAAAAAUUUCGUUUUUAAUUAA